GAAAACACUUUAAAAAUGUAUUUAUUUUAGGAGGCUUUAUUAUUUAUCUCAAGACGAGUCAAGUCAAUGCGACAGAUACAGCAUAUGUCACUGGUAGUUGUCCAACAUCUCCAAAUAACUAUACUUAUGGUUGGCAUUUUGUACUCUCGGGCGCAUCAGCAAACUUCUGGUCGAUCAAUUGCGCCUUUCUAAAAUCAGGCAACAUUAGUCAAACGUAUAACCCAGCUGCAAAGGAUGUUUAUCUGUUUACACCAACAACGGAUACCCUCCUUGGCUGUUGGGCAAACGUGACGGAUGGAACUGCAUCAAAUGUUAUUUUGAGUCAUGUGUGCCUUCCAGCAGGUAAGGAGAUUUUUCAUGUUUUAAGGUGCUCAAGAAGCCAGCUCACUGAAUCUUUCCUAUUCAAAGAUCGAUACAGCAGAUAAACUUUUGCUACUCAUAAAUUUCCACAUACUGAGAUACCACUAUGGAGAAGCGAUGUGUGAAUUAGAUAAUUUCUAAUGACUAAAAUUGGGACGAACUCAUUAUUGCUGCCUAACAUAAUCUAGGAAAAUUCAAUAAAAACUCUAUAGUAUGGGCCGAAUCUGAUACUACACAACUGUGUGAUUUCAUACAAUAGUGUAGAAAUCAAAGACAUCCUUGUUUUGAAAAAUUACUUUUCAAAUAGAGUGGUUAAACAUGUAAACACUGGAUGGGUUCAAAUGCUCAAGUGUUCAAUUUCUUUCCAAUAAGAAUAUUCGAGGCUUGUACUUCAGAAUAUCGUCUCAACAAUCUCUUAGAUAUUCGCUCCAUCAUUAACAGUCUCGUUACUUCACAAACAUAACCAGGACACCCUGCGAAUCCGUCACUAGUUGUACUUUUCACUGCUUGUUGCUACCGAUAACCUCCUUGUAUUUAUCCCAACCGCCCUAGGGACGCCAUGAUUGCGCCAACCUUCAGACAGUGAAACAUGGCCAUAUAUCUGUUUCUGUCUUCAGCGCCAUGCCGCGUUAGCUCCCAUUUGCAGCAGUCUUCAAAAUCAUUCAGGUUGUAUCCCAUGGACUUACUCCCAGCCCACCACCUGUACCUUUAAAACACAACGCAGUGCCGUGCUUCACUUCUCCCACUUCAUUUUUACACAACUCAUCACAUUGAUUUAGGUACUACAACAACAACUACUACUACUACUACAACCAAAACAACAACAAAAACAACAACAACAACAACAACAACAAAAACAACAACAACAACAACAACAACAACAACAACAACAACAACAACAACAACAAAAACAACAACAACAACAACAACAACAACAACAACAACAACAACAACAACAACAACAACAACAACAACAACAUCGACAACGACAACAUCGACAACGACAACAACAACAACGACAACAACAACAACUACGACAGAAACGACAACAACUACAACGGAAACAACAACAACUACUACAGAAACAACAACAACUACGACAGAAACGACAACCACUACGACAGAAACAACAACAACUACUACAGAAACAACAACAACUACAACGGAAACAACAACAACUACUACAGAAACAACAACAACUACGACAGAAACGACAACCACUACGACAGAAACAACAACAACUACAACAGAAACAACAACGACUACGACAGAAACAACAACAACUACUACAGAAACAACAACAACUACAACGGAAACAACAACAACUACGACAGAAACAACAACAACUACGACAGAAACAACAACAACUACGACAGAAACGACAACCACUACAACGGAAACAACAACAACUACUACAGAAACAACAACAACUACAACGGAAACAACAACAACUACCACGGAAACGACAACAACUACGACAGAAACGACAACAACUACAACGGAAACAACAACAACUACCACGGAAACGACAACAACUACGACAGAAACGACAACCACUACUACGGAAACAACAACAACUACCACGGAAACAACAACGACUACGACAGAGACAACAACAACUACAACAACAACAACAACAACUACGACAGGGGGAGGAGGAGGUAAUACUGUUAGUGAGUAA
This is a messenger RNA of Rotaria sp. Silwood2, 2041 nucleotides long. The record is from the annotation of a GenBank genome assembly. Lineage: Eukaryota; Metazoa; Rotifera; Eurotatoria; Philodinida; Philodinidae.